UGUGCGUCAAAGGUCACUUUGCACUCCUUCGUGUAUGUUUGCUGGCUGGGAAGGCGAAGUCAUCAUGGACCACACUUACGCGUGUCCAAGGAAAGAUAUCAUUGAGUUCAGAACUGAUUGUCUUUGUGACCUGUGUUGUCUCAAGAAAUACCAAAAUAUGGAAAACAUGUGCAUAGAGGAAAGGAAUCCUCCAUUCAAUAGUCCCCCAUGGUUCACAGGUCAACAAUCCCUAGUGUCCCCGCCACGGUUUAUACUUCCAAAGCAGCCGUCAGAGCCCAGUCCAUUGCGUCGUUCAUGUGGCUUGGCGUAUGACCACAAAGAUCUUCCCAAACUUGUCGCCGUACACUCUCUUCAUUCAGCACCCAGUCAUUUAAUGUACGAACUUGAUAAAGCAACGGUAUAUCCUCCUCGACGAAAUAUUGGGCCACUGCUACAGCAAGUACAGCCAAAAUCUACAGCAAGUGAUGAGAACGCAACGAUGCAUUCCUAUGCCGAGAAUAAAGAAUCAUCAGAACCUAAACAAAGUGUUUUGAUACAGAAUAAAGAAUCGUCCGAACCCAAACAACUGAUCAUAGCCAAAUCACCAAAUAAACCGCUGGCUGAACUACCGACCGAUGAGAAAGACAUGGGAAAACUCCUUACCAAGAUCAAAAAGAGUAUCCUAAAAAUCCAAUUAUUGCGCAAGAGCUUCCACGAAGAACUACAAAACCAGACGAAAAGGACAAUACUCGACCAACUCUUGCAUGAAAGAGAAGAGCUAAAGGAGAUGAGGGAACUUCUGCAGACAUUUGUCCAGGAAGGAGAGAUUGGUAAUGCUUCUGAAAUCUUAAACAUUAAUGAAAUAAACGAACUUGAUAGCAACAAACCUAGGGAAGUCGAGGAUCAGGCUUCACCAAAACCGUCAACAACGACAAGUAAUGGCAACACUGAAGGAUAUUGUACAACAGCAGUUGGUGACGAUGAAGUUGCCUCGGAAAUGUCUUCAGAGCCGCAAAGUACAGAAAUAUCGUGUUCCGAAGGACCAGCAAAUAUAGACAAACCGAAUGCAGAAGUAUGUCCUUCUAUUCAAGAUAACGGCGCAGUGGACAAGGAUGGUGAAGAGCAUCUUGAUAGACCAUUGACUGGUUAUGUCAGAUGUGCUGGCGUUCUCGAAAAGAGAAGUGAAGGCGACAACUUUAUCUGUGACUAUGACGAAUGGACAAUGCAACUUUAUGAAGGUACUCACAAGGCUGUUUUUAAAAGACGUGGCUCGAAACGCAAGGGAUCGCUCCUGGACAACGACGACCAGGAUGAUACUGAACCCCCAGAGAAGAGACCUUCAGUAGAAUCGUCAGACGAAGGUUACGAAGCCGAUUCAUAUAAUGAGCAGAGCGACGUCGAAGUGUUCAGUCUGGAAACACAAAACAGGGUUGCUUCCAGCUCUCCAACACCACACAUGACCGAAAGUACAUGUAGCAGCUCGUCAACGUUGGAACAUGGCGAUGGAAGUGAAAUGCACGACGCCGAAGAAGAAGUGGAGGACGCGAUUAUGAAGUUAGAACGAAGAUGUCAGAUUCGCGAAGCAAAGAUCAAUCAUUUAACCCAAAAAAGAGAAAGGCUUAUAGAUGAAUUGCGUAGGGUUAAGCUGUCUACUCGAGAUUCAUAACCUUUGCUGUAUCGUAUAUAUUAUUCAGUAUAAUUUUUGUUAAUACUUUUGAUGAGAACCUAUGCUUUAGUGUUUACUUUUACGUUUAAACUCGUCCGUAAUAUACUUCUGUGACAUAUAUAAUAUAUAUUUUUUACAUUACUUGUACACUUGCCGCCAUUAUUGGCCGAUUCCAUACCGUGGGAGACCGGUAAAGAAAUAUUUGCAACUGUCCAAAUUACGGUAGGCUGUAUAUUUCUUUGUACUUUUUUUUCAUUUGAUACAAUUAACGCUAAAGUUUUCUAUUGUGUUAUUAACAGUGCAAUCUAGGGGACUUGUACCAAGUCUUCCACAGUAUGAAAUCAUAACGCUUGUUCUGUUUACUAGGCUUCGAUUUGGCCUUGCACAGUUGAUCAGUAGAUGCACGUGAUAUUAUCACUUGCUUCUUUUAAUUGUACAGAUGUUGAGUUUAUAACUGUACAGGCAUAUUUCUUGUUUCAGUUCGACUGAGCGAUAUCAAGAUUCAAAUUUUAUUUUUAUAUACAUGUGCGUUGACACAAAAUUAAAAUCGCUUUAUUGUA
Exaiptasia diaphana is the source of this 2205-nucleotide messenger RNA. RefSeq lists its product as uncharacterized. The transcript has 5 exons. The coding region runs from base 35 to 1645 and encodes 536 amino acids. The record is from RefSeq and is a predicted model, not a curated record. Lineage: Eukaryota; Metazoa; Cnidaria; Anthozoa; Actiniaria; Aiptasiidae.